Messenger RNA from Emiliania huxleyi CCMP1516, 2820 nucleotides. RefSeq lists its product as hypothetical. Bases 1 to 2820 code for a protein of 939 amino acids. Gene Ontology annotation, biological process: carbohydrate metabolic process. NCBI's taxonomy places the organism in Eukaryota, Haptophyta, Isochrysidales, Noelaerhabdaceae. The transcript has 3 exons. The record is from RefSeq and is a predicted model, not a curated record. Gene Ontology annotation, molecular function: hydrolase activity, hydrolyzing O-glycosyl compounds.
AUGAAAAGUGAGUCGCGCCACAGCACGGUGUCUAUCGACCCCUUCCACGUAGCACCACGUCCGCCUCCUCCGCUUCUCCGCUUCUACCGCUGUAUCAUCGUCGUCACUGCCUUGGCCAUCGCCUCGCUGCUUGCGGGCGUGGCGCUCGCUGUCGCAGGCGUGCUCGCCUUGGUCAGCCCAGACUCGAGCCUCGCGGCGCUAGACCGCAAUGUGUGGAACGUCGAGGUCGACUGCGACGGCGGCGGAAACAACGAGCUUCAAUGCUACGUCGAUUCACAGGAGAACAUCGACGUUCGCGAUGGCAUGCUCCACAUCACGGCUCGCAGGGAGAGCGACGGCCGCGUCACCUCGGGUCGGCUCACGACGGAGGGCAAGGUUGAGAUUGCCUAUGGCCGCUGGGAAGCGCGGCUGAGAGUGCCCGGCGUGCUCGGCACAUGGCCAGCAUUUUGGACCCUCGGCAACGACAUCGGAGAGGUUAGCUGGCCUGCGUGCGGCGAGAUCGACAUCAUGGAGAACUUCCAGCGCGCGCCGCCCGACCGCUCCGGCGAGAGCCUCUACUCGACGGCGCACUCGGCAAAGCACUCUUGGGGCACGGGGACUGCGCUGCCGGGCGGCAGCUCCGAGCCGCUCGACCUCACCCAGUUCCACACCGUGCGGAUGGACUGGUCACCGGACAAGCUUGAGUUCUUCGUGAAUGGGGAGCGCACCUGGUUCCUCGACCGCAGCCCCGGCUCGACCAACUACGACUGGCCCUACGCCAAGCCCCACUUUGCGCUCCUCAACCUCGCCUUCGGCGGGAACGGCGUCGGGUACGCCACGCCGCCCGACGACGCCUACCCACUCACCUACUCGAUCGACUAUGUCUCGAUCGUGGCGCUGCCGCCCCCGCCGCCCUCUCCACCUCUUCCGCCGUGGUUCAAGUGCGGCACGGCCGCGUGCACGCCAGGGGUGUGGGCGGCGGCGGCGGCGAAUAGCGAGUGCACGACGUGCUCGUGCGGCGAUCGGAUCGAGUGGCUGCAGACGUCGCCGGAUGGACCAAAGAUGGACGAGGCCGCGGCCUGUGCGCAGGUGGCGGGUGUCGAGUUUUCAGAGGCCUGCGGCGGCUGCGAUCCGGCCUCCGCCGCCCCCUCGCCAACGCCGUCGCCCUCUGGCCCUGGCGGCGGCGGCGGCGUUGGAGCCCGAGGCGUCAAGUGCGCCAUCGCGGCUGAAUAUGGUCGAGGCAGCAACAACGCGCAGGCAGCCAUCAACGCCGGGCUCCUGACGGCCGCCGACCUCAACGGCCUCAACGACUGGACCGACUCGGGCCUCAUGCUCAAGCAGUGGGACGACUCUUCGGCGCUGUGCCCGCCCCCGGCCGGAAGCGUCAACGGCCGGAGCCGGUUUUCACUUUUCAACGAGCCUCCGCGCGACUCUGGGGCGGCGGCGGCCGCCACCUGGAAGGUGUACCAGGCACGAUGCGCCUCGGAGCUCGCGGGGUACGAGAUCGUGGGCCCCGCCGUCCACAACGGCCUCGACUGGAUGCGCGACUUUUACAGCGCCUUCUUCGCCGCGUGUCCAGAGUGCCAGGAGCCGGCCAGCCCGCUCUACGUGACGUACAUAGCCUUUCAUGCCUACGCAACCGCCUCCGACACCGCCGGCGUGGUUGGGUCGAUGGUGUGGACGCACGAUGCGGCGUGCACGCUACAGGCGGAAGCGUGGGCACUCGGCCGGCCUGUGCUGCUCACGGAGUUCGGCGCGCAGCUCGACGUGCGAGGCGGCGUGGAGCAGUGGCUCACGGCCAUGGACACCAUCUUCGAUCCGCCUACACAGGUGUCGUCCGUUUGCAUCGAGGAGGCGUACUACUUUGCUGAGCACGGCUACGGCGGCGUCGCGUACGAGAACGAAGUGCAGGCGUCGGCGACGACGUCCGAAGAGAGCGCGAGCCGGGUGGUUGACCGCUUUCGCUCGCUCUGCGCGUCGCCGGCGCCGCUGGCCUCGCCCUCGCCCUCACCCCCUGCGGAGACGGCGCCCUCGCCCUCACCUCCUGCGGAGGGCAACUCGGACGACCCACGUGCGACGAGGUUCGGCUUGAUGUUUGCGCCCGAUGACUCGGGCGACGUGCGGUACGAGAUCGACGCGACGCAGCUUGUCGAGUGGGUGGGCGCGCCGCGUGCCAGCGCUCCGGCAAACGCGCAGGACUACUGCAACGGGGCGGGCACGAGCGACGCGCCGUGCGUCUGGAUCAUCAACGAGGACGUGCCCGGGUGCGACAGCUGCCGCUACGAUGCGGGAGGCGUGUCCUUCCUGCCUGGGAGCGCGAUCGCCGUGCCUGCGUCAAGUAUCACGCAGUGGGGUUCGCUGACGCUGCCCCUACAGCUCGACGGUAUGUACUGGGUGACGCCGACUCGGCCGACGGAGCCGCUGCCCGACUACACCGCGCCCGAGACGGGGCGGGUCUACCGCGCCGCCGGGGAGCCGCCGGAUCCGUGGGCGAUGAACUGUUUCGAGGUGGACGGCCUCGCCGAGUGCAACUCUGACAACUCGGCCGCGGGGUGGCGGCUCGACAUCGCGUCCAACACCGCGGAGCUCUACAUCAACGCCGUCGACCGCAUCGCCCUGACGCGCGGCGCGCGGCGGUCCUUCUUGGGCGACCUCGUCGACCUCAAGAUCGAGUACGACGCGUCCAGGUCCAACGUGUUCGCGACGCUCAGCCGAAACGCGGCCGCCAGCCGGAACCCGGCCUUCUACCCCUGCGAGGGCUGCUGCAGCAAUUGGCCUGUCCCCGCGACGGCGACGUGCGAGACGCACUGGCGGACCUUUGCAAGGGCGGAGGGGUUUUGA